AACUCCACCGCCGAGCUUUUGCUCUAUUUUACAACAGCUUUAUUCUUCUGAUUCAGCAAUUGUUUGUCGCAGCGAGUUGGCGCAAUAGAUUAACAGUUUGGAGUCUAUACAUCCUUUGCCUGAUUGAUUAUUCUACAGCCAUAUCUUCUGAGUAUUUGAGUUUAACCGCGAGUACUGGACAAAAUGGGCGAUAAGAAGCGCAAGCUCGUGGAGGACGUGGUCGAACCUGAAGGCAAGAAAGCGAAGCGGGACGAAAAUGGCAAGCGCGAAAAGUCCAAGAAAGAGGAGAAACGCAAGCGUGCUGAAGAUGUUGCGACUGUAACCGAGCCUGUCGAUACAAAGGCCGAAAAAGCGGACAAGAAGGACAAGAAGGACAAAAAGGAAAAGAAGGACAAGGAAGAAAAGAAGGAGAAGAAGGAAAAGAAGGAGAAGAAGGAAAAGAAGGAGAAGAAGGAGAAGAAGGAGAAGAAGAGCAAGAAGGAGAAGGCAGAAAAAGAAAGCGAAGAGACCCCAGCCGAAGAUGCAAUGGAGGUGGAUUCUACCCCUGCAGAAAAGAAUGGGCAGAAAGAGGAGCCUGUGAAGCCUGAAACUGAACAAGAGAAGAAGAAGAGCAAGAUGGAGAAGAAGGAGAAGAAGGAGAAGAAGGAGAAGAAGAACAAGGACAAUGAGGCGACGGAGAAGGGCAAGGCAGAGCCGGACAGUGCAGAGUCACAGGAACAGAAUCAAUCAGAGGAUAGCCAGGGCUCGCAGCAGAAGUCCACCCGGUUCAUUGCGUUUGUCGGAAACCUUCCCUAUAGCGCAACUGUCGAAUCGGUGACAAAGCAUUUUGAAAAGAACCCCCCAGUCUCUGUGCGUGUCGCCACGGAAAAGGACAACCCGAAGAAAUGUCGCGGGUUCGGCUUCGUCGAGUUUGACAACUUUGACCGCAUGAAGACCUGUUUGAAGUUGUACCACCACUCCACAUUUGACGACGGCAAGUCGCCAGCACGGAGAAUCAAUGUCGAGUUGACCGCCGGUGGAGGUGGAAAGUCCGAAAACCGCAAAGCGAAAAUCGAGUACAAGAAUAAGAAACUCGACGACGAGCGCAACCGCAACGCUAAACGGAUCCAACAGGAGAAGGCGAAGAAGUUCGACACGGACGGAAACGGGGAAGAAGCGCAGGACGAGUUCGCCGGUAUCCAUCCCAGUCGUAGAAACAGACUCUUAUGAAACGUGACGUCGCAGACAUCAUGACGCCGUCCUUUUGCAUCAUUACGUGGUAUAAAAGAAUUUUCUCCUUUUUGUCUCCAUUUUGACGACAAGAGUUCGAUAUCCCUUGACGUUGAUAUAGCUAGUUAUACAUUCAACCAUAUAUUGGCAUAUCUAUGAAUAUAGCGGUGUAUAGAAUCAUACAUGGAUGAAGAUGC
This is a messenger RNA of Penicilliopsis zonata CBS 506.65, 1406 nucleotides long. RefSeq lists its product as hypothetical. Gene Ontology annotation, molecular function: RNA binding. The coding region runs from base 184 to 1209 and encodes 341 amino acids. Lineage: Eukaryota; Fungi; Ascomycota; Eurotiomycetes; Eurotiales; Aspergillaceae. The transcript has 3 exons. The record is from RefSeq and is a predicted model, not a curated record.